Sardina pilchardus (European sardine) is the source of this 4081-nucleotide messenger RNA. RefSeq names its product NACHT, LRR and PYD domains-containing protein 12-like. Gene Ontology annotation, molecular function: protein binding. Gene Ontology annotation, biological process: intracellular signal transduction. Lineage: Eukaryota; Metazoa; Chordata; Actinopteri; Clupeiformes; Clupeidae. The record is from RefSeq and is a predicted model, not a curated record.
AAUCCAUGGAUUAUCCUCCCAAAUUCAGCAAUGAGCCAACACCACCAGGUCCAACACCAGAGACACACAGACCUCCAUCUCCAGUGCCCAGUUGUGUGAAGAGUGAUAAAUCCAUGGAUUAUCCUCCCAAAUUCAGCAGUGAACCAACACCACCUGGUCUAACCCUCCUGGUUGAACAAAGAGGGCAACGUCAAAAGGAUGAGGAGGAUGAACAAGCUAGAGCUCAUGCAACUCUACAGAAAGCACUUGGGGAACACAAGAGCAGUAUGCAGAAGCGGUUUGGGUGCAUAUGCGAAGGACUAGAACAGAGAGGGAGGAAAACUCCACUCAACAAGAUCUACACCCAGCUCUACAUCACCGAAGGAGAAAGUGACGAUGUGAAUAAUGAGCAUGAAAUUAUACAGAUCGAUAAGCUGUCCCGGAACACACUUGACACUCCCAUCAACUGUAACAACAUUUUCAAGGCUUUACCUGGACAAGACAGACAUAUCAGGGCCGUGAUGACCAAGGGCAUUGCUGGCAUUGGAAAGACGGUGUCCGUGAAUAAGUUCAUUCUCGACUGGGCAGAGGGAGAAGCUAACGAUGAAGUCCACCUGCUGCUUUUCCUUCCUUUCAGAGAGCUGAACUUGCUCAAAGAUGACGAGUUCACUUUUCACAAUCUCCUGCUGAAGUUCUACCCAGAACUGGGAGCAGUGAGUGGGACAUGUUACCAUGACUUGCAGGUGGUGUUCAUCUUUGAUGGCAUAGAUGAAAGUAGACUUCCGUUGAACUUUCAGACCAACAAACCUGUGAGUAACAUCAUGGAGACCGCAACAGUGGACACACUGGUCACCAAUCUCAUCAAGGGAAACCUGCUCCGUAGCGCCCUCAUAUGGAUGACUUCACGCCCUGCAGCUGCUGGUCAAAUCCCCUGUGAGUAUGUUGACCGCAUCACAGAAGUGCGGGGAUUUGAAAAGCAGCAGAAGGAGGAAUACUUCAUGAAGAGAAUUGAUGAUCAGGAUCGAGCUCAGGAAAUCAUCAGUUACAUCAAGACCAAACGGAGCCUCUACAUCAUGUGCCAUAUCCCAGUUUUCUGUUACAUUGCAGCAACGGUCCUGCAGGAAAUGUUGGGUCAGUACGAUAGUGCAGAUAUACCUUCAACUCUUACAGAAAUGUACAUUUACUUUCUGAUCAUACAGCUGGAAAAGAAAAAACAAAAAUAUGAUGGCGUGAAACCAGAGAGAAAGAACAUCCUGGAGGCAAACCGGGAUGCCAUCUUAAAAUUGGCAGAGCUGGCUUUUAAAAAUCUCGAGAGGGGCACAAUCCUGUUUGACGAAGAUGAUCUGAAUGAGUGUGGCAUUAACUUGGAUGACGUGUCUGUGCAUUCCGGUUUCUGUACAGAAAUUCUGAGGGAAGAACAUAAGUUUGCUUUAAGGAAGUUCUACUGCUUUGUGCAUCUGAGCCUUCAGGAGUUCCUGGCUGCUUUAUUUGUUUUUGUCUCUUUCAUGAAUGAGGACAUGGCAGCACUGAAAACCUUCCUGAAGGCGAAACCCAAAAAGGUGUUCCUCUACCUCUUGCUGAAGAGUGCUGUAGAGAAGUCUCUGCAGAGCAAAAACGGACACUGGGAUCUUUUCUUGCGCUUCCUUCUGGGCAUCUCGCUCGAGUCCAGUCAGAAACUCCUUGGAGGCCUGCUGACACACCCGUUAACAAAGAACAGGGAGGAGAACUCCAAAAGCCUCAAAUUAAUCAUCAAACACUUAAAAGGCGUGGACGGAAAAAACAUCUCCCCUGAUCUCAUCAACCUCAUCAACUGCCUUUCUGAAAUGAAGGACUGCUCACUUCAGGAUGAACUGCAGUGUUUCAUCUCCUAUGAGAAACUACCAGAAACGGAGCUCUCACCAACCCACUGUUCUGCCUUAGCAGACGCCCUUCUGAAAUCAGCAGAUGUCUUGGACGAGUUUGACAUUGACAAAUACAACACCAUAGACGACGGAUGCCAGAGGCUUGUCCCAGUUGUGAAAUGGUGCAGAAAAGCCUGGCUUACAGAUUGCAAUCUGAAGAAGGAGUCUUGUGAUAUUGUGGCCUCAGUCUUGCAGUCAUCAACAUCCCACCUGAGAGAGCUGUACCUGGAUGGUAGCACCAUGCCAGGCUUGGGAAUGAAGGCCGUCUUUCACUCCCUUACCAAUCCCAGUUGCAUGCUGGAGAGACUAAGCCUCGUUUACUGUAAACGUGCACUCAACGGCAUAUUUGAACACCUGGGUUCCUCCCUUGAGUCGCUGAGACAAGACUCCCGGCUAGAGGUUCUGGAUCUGAGUUCCUGCACCUCUGUCUACACGGAGUCCAACGAGGACAACAUACAGAUCUUAACAGCAGGACUGAUGAAUCCUCACUGUAAAGUCAAGAGAUUGAGCCUGAGAAAGUGCAAUCUUUCUUCGAGUUACUGUGAGGAUUUGGCCUCCAUUCUCUGCUCCUCGGCCUCAAGCCUGAAGGAGCUGGACCUGAGAAACAACGACCUGCAGGACUCAGGAGUGGAGCUUCUCGCUUCUGGACUAAAGAGCCCACAAUGCACACUGGAGAUACUGAGACUGUCAGCCUCCAAGCUCACCGAGGCGUCCUGGAGGUGUUUGACGUCGGUCUUCCAGGGGGAACUGGACCUGAGUGAGAACAGGCUGCUGAUGUCAGAGCUGGAGCAGCUGUCGGCAGCACUGAGGAGUCCAGACUGCAGAGUGAACACACUCAGGCUGAAGCAGUGCUUUCUGAAGGAUGACCACUGUAGGGUUUUGGCUUCAGUCCUCAGUUCAGAUGGAUCCCAGCUGAAGGAGCUGGACCUGAGUGACAACGACCUGCAGGACUCAGGAGUGGAGCUGCUCUCCUCUGGACUACAGAGCUCACAAUGCACACUGGAGAUACUGAGGUUGUCUUUCUGUGGCGUGUCUGAGAAAGGCUGUGAGUUUCUGGCUUCUGCACUGAGUGCAAACCCCUCCUACCUGAGAGAGCUGGACCUGAGUUACAAUCACCCAGGAGAGGCUGGAGUCAAGCUGCUCUCUGACAGAAAAGACGACCCUGAUUGCAAACUGGACACACUCAAUGUCGAUCAUGAUGCAGAGUGUUGGAUGAAGUCGGGACUGAAGAAAUACGCCUGUGAGCUCACGCUGGAUCCCGACACAGCCAACUAUGGGAUUUCCAUCUCUGAGAACCAGCAGAAGUCAACCGUUUCCCAACAGGACUACCCCGACCACCCCGACAGGAUCAGGAGCUGUGAGCAAGUGCUGUGCGUGGAGCCGCUGACCGGACGCUGCUACUGGGAGGUCGAGUGGAAGGCCAACAUCGUCUACGUAGGAGCGGCGUACAGGAAACGAGGGAUGAAGGAGAGAGACUGUCGUCUGGGCCUCAACGACACGUCCUGGGGCCUACUGUGUCAGGAUUCAUCUAACCCGUUAUAUCGUCGCAGCUACACUGCCAGCCAUGACCGCAAGGCCUCCCCCAAAGUUUCCCUUACGUUCGACUGCAACAGAGUGGGCGUGUUUCUGGACAGGGAGGCUGGCACUCUGUCUUUCUACAGCGUCUCCUCUGACACACUCACCCACCUGCACACGUUCCACCAUGAAUUCACUGAGGACCUGUAUGCAGCGUUUGGCUUUGGUCUGUCUUUGACGGCACUUGUAACAGCUAAUGCGGGCUCCAUUUCCCUCUGUCGUGAUUGAGAUGUGUUUAACACAUUGCUGCCACCUACAGGCAAAGUCAAGAACAGCAGACAACAAACUACAAUGAGCAGUUUCACAAUCAGUAUUCCCAUACAAGCCUAUGUGUGGUACACAUAUUUUUAGGUGCACGUGUAAACUUUUUCCUUUAUAUUCCUAAAAAAAUAUUCCUCUUCUCUGUUUCCCUUUCAUCAACAUUGGAGACAUAAAUCAGAUCAAAACUGAUGUUGAAAAUGUCACUGUCUGCCAUAAUGUUUGUUGGCUAGUUUGCCAGUAUGUCUUGUUGAGGCCUUUUAUAAAUCAUAAUGAAUGGAAUGUUGGUGUAGUUUUAAUGGUUAAAAGGGGGUGGAAUGAUUACAAGCAGUUAAAAAGUCUUAAGUGGGGUUGUGCUGGGAUGUUGC